AUGCCGCGACUCACCACUUGCCGGUUCGUCAAUCUGUACCGGGAUGAACAGCCGGACGUUCCACCCCACGAGCACGGUCCAGACCGGGAACCCGUCCUUUUACACUGUCUGGAGAAGCUGCAGUGCGUCGACGACGAUGAUUUAUACGACGAUUGGCCAACUUUGUUCCGCUCAAUCUCGGUCCCCGCAUUGACACACCUCUGCCUGCGGAUCCCCAAUGACACUGGCACGUUGGCAGGGAUACUGUGCUCCGAAGCGGUAUUACCCAUCCUCCCUCAUCUCCAAUCGCUUUCCCUCCAAUACAUGUCUGUGCCCGCGGCUGUUUCUGCUUCGCUGCGCCCAGCGUCAUCGCUUCAAUUCUUGGAAUUACACUCGUGCUACGUAGACCCCGCCUUCUACGAUGCUCUCGGUCGCGGUCAACCCGGAAACCCCCUCUUAUUACCGGCACUCAUCGGCCUGGCCGUUACCAGCGGGUCGGAAUUGCAGUCCUCGGUGCUACGCCGCAUCGUUGACGUCCGUUUGUCGGACACGGAACGGUCCGCCACGUCCAUCACGGACUUACUCUCACUUCAGGCUAAACGGCGCGAGGUCGCGCGCGCACCUGCUGAGCCUACUCGGGCCGGGAACGACGCGCAGAUGCCCAGACCCGGUCUGACACCUCAGUACGCCGCCCACGGCAUCGCAGCGCCAACGGAGGUCCCGCAAAUCGUGCCGUCCGACACUCAUCCUCUUCGCUGGCUCAGUCUGAUCAACUGCUCCAAUACCCCUCCGCUCGAUCCCUUACUCCAUCCUUAUCUCGAGCUGAGGCUCCAGGCUUACAGUAACAUCAAAAAGGAGGAGCCGGUUCGGUAUGAUGAGUCGGUCGCUUGGAACUGGCCGCAGGCGCUUGAGAUGGCGAUCUGA
Dioszegia hungarica is the source of this 903-nucleotide messenger RNA. RefSeq lists its product as uncharacterized. NCBI's taxonomy places the organism in Eukaryota, Fungi, Basidiomycota, Tremellomycetes, Tremellales, Bulleribasidiaceae. Bases 1 to 903 code for a protein of 300 amino acids. The transcript has a single exon. The record is from RefSeq and is a predicted model, not a curated record.